This is a messenger RNA of Drosophila mauritiana, 2420 nucleotides long. It is a transcript of the gene dsh, whose product is annotated as segment polarity protein dishevelled. Gene Ontology annotation, cellular component: cytosol. The coding region runs from base 478 to 2349 and encodes 623 amino acids. Gene Ontology annotation, biological process: intracellular signal transduction; canonical Wnt signaling pathway. The transcript has a single exon. Gene Ontology annotation, molecular function: frizzled binding. The record is from RefSeq and is a predicted model, not a curated record. NCBI's taxonomy places the organism in Eukaryota, Metazoa, Arthropoda, Insecta, Diptera, Drosophilidae.
UUUGGCAUUCCGUGCGUGACGAGCGGCUAACACACUGUUUUUUUUUAGUCUCAAAAUUCUAACAAAUUUAUUGAUAAACUAGCAAUAUGCUCGUUUCGCCCCGCCCCCGCUGCGUGCACCGACAUUAAAGCGCACCAAAUCGUGCUAAUGGAGCAAUAUCGACGCCGUGCAAAUCGACAAAUUAACAGCCGCCGCUUCCAUUGAAUCGAAAUACCCAGCCCAAAAAAAAGAGAAAGAAAAAGUAAAAGAAACGCGUGCGAGAGCGAGAGGGCUAGAGCGACCAGGGGGAGAAAAGCAAAAUCGAGUGAAUUUUGUUUGUUGUAUCGGCUUUUCCCUGGAUUAAUACCGUUUUCCCUGUGAUUUUCCCCCACCAACUUUCCACGCCACCUCCCCCCCGCAUCCAUCGCAUUUCGUUUUGAUCGCGUUUUAUAUCGUCGAGGAGUUUUCCCGUGGAUUUCCGCAGUCGGCGCAGCUAAAAUGGACGCGGACAGGGGCGGCGGGCAGGAGACGAAGGUGAUAUACCACAUCGACGAUGAGACGACGCCGUAUCUGGUGAAGAUCCCCAUUCCAUCCGCCCAGGUGACGCUGCGCGAUUUCAAGCUGGUGCUGAACAAGCAGAACAACAACUACAAGUACUUCUUCAAGUCAAUGGACGCCGAUUUCGGUGUGGUCAAAGAGGAGAUAGCCGACGACUCCACCAUACUGCCCUGCUUCAAUGGGCGAGUGGUGUCCUGGCUGGUCUCCGCCGACGGUACCAAUCAGUCUGAUAACUGCUCCGAGCUGCCAACCAGUGAGUGCGAACUGGGCAUGGGUCUGACCAACAGGAAGCUACAGCAGCAACAGCAGCAGCAUCAGCAGCAACAGCAGCAACAACAGCAACAGCACCAGCAGCAGGUCCAACAGCAGCAGCAGCAGGUGCAGCCUGUCCAGCUGGCGCAGCAGCAACAGCAGCAGGUGCUCCAUCACCAGAAGAUGAUGGGCAAUCCGCUGCUGCAGCCGCCACCGCUCACAUAUCAAUCGGCAUCCGUGCUCUCCAGCGAUCUGGACUCGACCAGUCUCUUUGGCACCGAAUCCGAAUUGACGCUGGACCGCGACAUGACCGACUAUAGCAGCGUGCAGCGAUUGCAGGUGCGCAAGAAGCCGCAGAGGCGCAAAAAACGGGCGCCCAGCAUGUCGCGCACCUCCUCGUACAGCUCCAUAACCGACUCGACCAUGUCCCUAAAUAUCAUUACCGUCUCCAUCAACAUGGAGGCGGUCAACUUUCUGGGCAUAUCCAUUGUCGGCCAAUCGAAUCGCGGCGGCGACGGCGGCAUCUACGUGGGCAGCAUCAUGAAGGGCGGCGCAGUGGCACUCGAUGGACGCAUCGAGCCGGGCGACAUGAUCCUGCAGGUGAACGAUGUCAACUUCGAGAACAUGACCAACGACGAGGCGGUCCGUGUGCUAAGAGAAGUGGUCCAGAAGCCGGGACCCAUCAAGCUGGUGGUGGCCAAGUGCUGGGAUCCGAAUCCCAAGGGCUACUUCACCAUUCCGCGCACGGAGCCGGUGCGACCCAUCGAUCCCGGUGCCUGGGUGGCGCACACCCAGGCCCUCACAUCGCACGACAGUAUUAUUGCCGACAUUGCGGAGCCGAUCAAGGAGCGACUGGACCAGAAUAACCUCGAGGAGAUCGUUAAGGCGAUGACGAAGCCGGACAGCGGCCUGGAGAUCAGGGAUCGCAUGUGGCUAAAGAUAACGAUUCCCAAUGCAUUUAUCGGCGCCGAUGCGGUCAAUUGGGUGCUAGAGAAUGUGGAGGAUGUGCAGGAUAGGCGGGAGGCGCGAAGGAUCGUCUCGGCGAUGCUGCGCAGCAAUUACAUCAAGCAUACGGUCAAUAAGCUGACCUUCUCGGAGCAGUGCUACUACGUGGUGAACGAGGAGCGCAAUCCCAAUCUGCUGGGCCGAGGACAUCUGCAUCCGCACCAGCUGCCGCACGGGCAUGGCGGCCAUGCGCUCAGCCAUGCGGACACCGAGAGCAUCACCAGCGACAUCGGGCCGCUGCCGAACCCGCCCAUCUACAUGCCAUACUCGGCCACGUACAAUCCAAGUCACGGCUAUCAGCCGAUCCAGUACGGCAUCGCCGAGCGACACAUCUCGUCGGGAUCGAGUAGCAGCGAUGUGCUGACCAGCAAGGAUAUCUCGGCGUCGCAGAGCGACAUCACCUCGGUGAUCCAUCAGGCCAAUCAGCUGACCAUCGCCGCCCAUGGCUCCAACAAAUCCUCCGGCUCCUCCAAUCGCGGCGGCGGCGGAGGAGGCGGCGGUGGCGGCAACAAUACCAACGAUCAGGACGUAUCCGUAUUUAAUUACGUAUUGUAGAAACCUUUCUUUUUGCAAUCAAAUUGUGUUUUUAAUUAAUUAAAUUAAAUAUGUACGAUUAUUCUUUUUUA